Brassica napus (rape) is the source of this 2436-nucleotide messenger RNA. RefSeq names its product protein EXORDIUM-like 5. The transcript has a single exon. Lineage: Eukaryota; Viridiplantae; Streptophyta; Magnoliopsida; Brassicales; Brassicaceae. Bases 1183 to 2259 code for a protein of 358 amino acids. The record is from RefSeq and is a predicted model, not a curated record.
CCAUUUCACUACUUUUUUUUCACAGAGCAUUUAGCAAGAUACUAUACAUGUGAUCUAGCGUUGGAAGAAAACAAAAAAUUCAAAUAAGAAUUACAAGAAACUAAAAUAAAGUGAAAAGAUAGCAUCAAGAGACUCAAAAGUCUCAACAACCUCUAAGAUAUUUUCUUCAUCCACGGAUCUCUAUAAAGUUUGCCUUUAAUUAUAGCCAGUGACAAAAAGAAGUACUACAUACAUAGAGAUAAAGAGGGACAUUUGCAUUUAACUUACAUCUUUAAUUCGACAAGAGAACAUACAAAAAAAAGAGAGAACACCUUUCUUCUUUAGCUAUUCGAAUCCGUUAUUUAUCUCAGGGUUAUAUUAUGGUCAUGGAUCUCUUCUUUAGUAAUUUAGUGGUUAUCAGUUUCGAACAAUUUUUUUUUCUUUUCUGCACCCAGUUUUGAACAAUUUAUAUUUGAGAAAAUGGCAAAAGGCAAAAUGAUACUAAAAAUAUAUUAAUGGGGAAUGUUACAGGUAUCUGGAAACACUGAAAACGAAUUCAUCAUGCCUGUAACAUCAAAGACACCUUAGUUUUCUUGUCACUAUUGCUAAUAAAGAGUCCACUUGACUAAUAGUAACAAACAUGUUUUCAGUUUUCUUUCUUUCCAACCUUUUUAAGUUUUAAUCGCAGUUAAUCAUUUGUAUUGGUAAUUUCUCAAAUUAAUCUACUAACACAAAAUUAUAUAAUAUCUUUAAACAAUAAAUACAAAAUUCUAUUAAUAUUUUAUUGGUAUAUAUCUCAAGAACAUGAAACACUCGCAUCAAAAUAUUUCAUUAAAAAAAUUUAGUGUGCAUUCUAAAAUGUUUUAGAUUCCCACUAAUAAAUUAUCAAUAUAUUUUAAUAUUCAUACUAAAAAGAUAUAUAAAUAUAAUUUUACCUUAAAAUAAUGUUAAAAUUCGAUAAAAUAAUGUUAAAAUUUAAUAUUCUCACUCAAUGAAUAUAAGUUUAUGUAAAUAGUACUUUCUUACAAAUCUGGAAUCCCAUUCCGAGUCCCCCAUUAAUGUCAAUCGGAGGAGACAACAGGCAAAAGGUGGGCGCGUGACGAGGCAGACGCGCUGCAGCUGGCAACAGCCAAUUUCCCUCUCAUUCUUUCUUCUCCUUUAUAUCUUCACUUCACCACUCUCUCUUCCCUCACACUCUCAACAAUGUCCUCGCCGGCGAUUAACCUCUUCUUCGCUCUCUUCUCCUUUCUCAUCUUCUCCGUCUCCUCUUCACUUCCUCAGUCUCAGACCAAGAACCCCGCUACUGUUCAAACCUUAAAUGUUCCCGCGGCGGAGAUAAAAAUGGUGAACCCGAAGCUCCCGCCGCGGAGCCUCUCCCUCACGUCGUCGAAGAGAUACGAAGGAUCUUCCGAUCUGGUCCAUCUCCGGUACCAUAUGGGUCCGGUUCUGUCCUCUGCACCGAUCAACAUCUACGUUAUCUGGUACGGACGGUGGUCCCGGCCGCAUAAAGCUCUCAUCAGAGACUUUCUCAACUCAAUCUCCGACGCUAAAGCUCCGUCUCCCUCCGUCGCGGAAUGGUGGCGGACGGCGUCGCUAUACACCGACCAAACCGGAGCAAACGUCUCUCGCUCGGUCCUCAUCGCCGGAGAAUACUCGGACGCGAAGUACUCACACGGACAGCACCUCACGCGCCUCUCGAUCCAAGAAGUCAUCGCGAGCGCGGCGAGAUCCGCUUCCUUCCCGGUGGACCACAAGAACGGGAUGUAUCUCGUGCUGACGUCACACGACGUCACGAUGCAGGACUUUUGCCGCGCCGUGUGCGGGUUCCACUACUUCACGUUCCCGUCGAUGGUUGGCUACACGAUGCCCUACGCUUGGGUUGGUCAGUCGGGGAAACAGUGCCCGGAGGUCUGCGCUUAUCCCUUCGCCUUGCCGGGCUACAUGGGUCACGGUGGUCCGGGAGAGCUCCGGCCGCCGAACGGAGAAACUGGAGUCGAUGGGAUGGUGAGUGUCAUCGGGCAUGAGCUGGCGGAAGUUGUGUCGAAUCCGCUGAUAAACGCUUGGUACGCCGGAGAGGAUCCGACGGCGCCGACGGAGAUUGGUGAUUUGUGUGAAGGGUUGUACGGAACCGGCGGAGGAGGAGGGUAUAUUGGUCAAGUGAUGCAGGAUAGAGGAGGCAAGACGUUUAAUAUGAACGGUAAAGGAGGAAGGAAGUUUCUGGUUCAGUGGAUCUGGAACCCCAAUCUCAAAGCUUGUUCUGGUCCCAACUCUGUGGACUAAGACAGAAGCGGAUGAGUGUUUGUUUGUUUGAUGAUGGUGAUUUGUAUUAAUCACCAUGAUAAUGAUGAAAUAACCCCUUGUAUUAGAGUUAGGUUAGUAGUGGAACAUUAAUUAUUUUCUGUUGAGUUUUGUUUUUGUUUGUUUGAUAUAUAAAUUUCAAAGAAUGCUUAUACUGCU